GGAGCUGGCGUUCUCCCCCGCCCCCUCGGGCGCGCAGUGCAUCGUGGGUGAGAACGAGCGGAGCAGGUUUGGCGUUCCUAGCUAUGAAGCGGCUGUCCUGCUAGGCGCGGACGCGGAGACGUUUGAAUUAGCUUUAGCAGAAGAGAGAUGGAGGAGCCAUAGACUGUUAAGGAUGAAUUCAGGAAGGCCUGAGACCAUGGAGAACUUGCCUGCACUGUAUACUAUUUUUCAAGGAGAGGUUGCUAUGGUGACAGACUAUGGAGCUUUUAUCAAAAUCCCAGGCUGUCGGAAGCAAGGUCUGGUCCAUCGAACUCACAUGUCGUCCUGUCGAGUGGAUAAGCCUUCUGAGAUAGUAGAUGUUGGAGACAAAGUGUGGGUGAAGCUGAUUGGCCGAGAGAUGAAAAAUGAUAGAAUAAAAGUGUCCCUCUCCAUGAAAGUUGUCAACCAAGGAACUGGGAAAGACCUCGAUCCCAACAACGUUGUCAUUGAGCAAGAAGAGAGGCGCAGACGGUCCUUCCAGGAUUACACUGGGCAGAAGAUCACCCUUGAGGCCGUCCUGAACACGACCUGCAAGAAGUGUGGCUGCAAAGGCCACUUUGCCAAGGACUGUUUCAUGCAGCCAGGUGGAACCAAGUAUUCUCUGAUCCCUGAAGAGGAAGAGGAAAAAGAGGAGGCAAAGGCAGAAGGACUUGAGAAGCCUGAUCCCACGAAGAAUUCUUCCAGGAAGAGAAAGAAGGAAAAGAAGAAAAAGAAACAUAGAGACAGGAAGUCAUCUGACUGUGAUAGCUCUGACUCUGAGAGUGACACGGGCAAGAAGGCGAGGCAUUCAUCAAAAGACAGCAAGGCCACCAAGAAGAAAAAGAAGAAGAAGAAGCACAAGAAGAAGCACAAGGAAUGAGGAUGGAACAGGCCGCGGCAGCCCUGACUCCUGCAAAGACUCACUAGUGAGAGUGUGGCCUGCCUCCUACCCAGACUUGUCCCCAUGGUCUCAGAUGGCUUCUCCCCCUGCAGCAAGCAGAUUGGGGCCCCACAGGGCCCCUCCCAACAUGAUUUUCCCUUGUUGCUCCUGACCCUUUGCAAGCGACCCCUGCAGCCAUUGCAUUCAUGCGCUCAGUGUCUUCAUUUCAGCAGAAGGUUCUAGUCCCAACCGGCUGCCACUGCCCGAGCUGGAGUCCUCUGCAGGAGUCCAUGCUGGAGCCCCGGGUGCUGCUGUGGAGGGGAGCCUGGCCGUGAGAGAGAGAGCAGCCCCAACCUGCCUGCUGUCUGCGGUGGCUGUGGGUGGACUCUGCGGCCUCCAUCCCCUCAGCCAGGGCCUGUACUCCAGUGACUGCUGAACCAGAGAUUUGCAGCCACGGUCAUUGCUCUGCUUCCUGUCUGUCACAGUGUGAGUGACUGGUUCCAUUUCAAGCCUCUGCUUAAACUCCUGGCAUAAAUGGAAAUGUGUUUGGUUUUAAACUUUCCAAAAAGGCUUUAUUCCUAUAAUCCUUCCUGGGCGACUUACAGACUUAACACAUUAGUUCACAGAAAACACUUACUAUGUUAUCCAAGACCCUGGAAAGAGGCCAAGCCGAGGCACAAAGCCAAGGCCACCAGCAGGUCACAGCUUUCUUGAGAUUACUCAUAAACCUUCUCUUCCAUAGUGAUGACCGCUUUCCCUUGUAUUUGUAACCCUGGGGACUUGCUGGGCAUGAGUGGGCGACUCUUAGCAGUCACCUCCCACCACAGUUGUUCACACCUGGACCUUGAUGUCCUGAGCCUGUACUCUAGAGAGAGGGUGACCACAGCACACCAUACAGCAAAUCCAGGAAUGUCUGUGCAGGAUGAAUGUGAAAUAGCCACACAGUGACAGCCAGCUGCUCUGCCAUGGGCAGGCCAGUGUAAGGGCUUGCAUAGAUGCUAGAAUGACAGCUAGCUUCUCUGAGCCUUGGCAGGUCAGUGUAAGGGUAUUACAUAGGUGCUACUGUUCCCUAACUGAGCCUUGAGCCUGUCCACUCGGCUCCUUGACAGUGCUGCUUCCCAGGUGACCUAUAGGCCUUCAUUUCAACCUGACACACAGGAAAGGAGGACCAAAGACAGACAACUGGGUGGCCUUGGUUCUGCUUUAUUGACCUUGGAGCACCCUUUGGAUACAGUUUUAAAAAAUAAACCACAUACAUAGUAGG
Mus musculus (house mouse) is the source of this 2162-nucleotide messenger RNA. It is a transcript of the gene Zcchc17, whose product is annotated as zinc finger, CCHC domain containing 17. The record is from RefSeq and is marked validated. The coding region runs from base 173 to 898 and encodes 241 amino acids. NCBI's taxonomy places the organism in Eukaryota, Metazoa, Chordata, Mammalia, Rodentia, Muridae. Gene Ontology annotation, molecular function: zinc ion binding; identical protein binding; nucleic acid binding. Gene Ontology annotation, cellular component: nucleolus. The transcript has 8 exons.